Macrosiphum euphorbiae (potato aphid) is the source of this 447-nucleotide messenger RNA. NCBI's taxonomy places the organism in Eukaryota, Metazoa, Arthropoda, Insecta, Hemiptera, Aphididae. The record is from the annotation of a GenBank genome assembly.
AUGUUUCUGUCGUACUUCACAGUGCCCAUGUUCUCUUUCAUGAUACUGUUGAAUUUAUUCUUGUUGUACUCGCCCAUCGAGUCGGAGACGAACGGCAAGUGGUACGAUACGUGCAAGAAGUGUCAGGCUGACCCUUGCUACAAACAAUUUUAUAGGCCGUGCCUUUUCAGAAACAACAAGUUCUACUGUUUUACGUGUCAUUCCAAAAAUGGCCACAGAAAGUUCUACACCGAAAACGGAUGCCAGAAGCAAUGCACGCAAAUGGGGAUGAUGUGCGUUUGUUUAGACUCGUGUUACGAGUGCGUUGCAAAAGGGGCCAGGUCUAAUCCAGCGAGUUGCAGGGAGGCAACCGAUGAUGAAUAUAAAAGUGCACUUAAGGUGCAAAUAUGUUUCGUACGACACCACCAGCACGCCCUCCGUGAGAUUAUAAUUAAAAUAAUACUAUGA